Messenger RNA from Rhinolophus ferrumequinum (greater horseshoe bat), 3204 nucleotides. RefSeq names its product tyrosine kinase non receptor 1 (gene TNK1). The transcript is spliced from 11 exons. Bases 941 to 3085 code for a protein of 714 amino acids. Gene Ontology annotation, biological process: protein phosphorylation. The record is from RefSeq and is a predicted model, not a curated record. Lineage: Eukaryota; Metazoa; Chordata; Mammalia; Chiroptera; Rhinolophidae. Gene Ontology annotation, molecular function: protein tyrosine kinase activity; protein binding; ATP binding.
CCUGAGCUCAGGUGGUUGUGGAAGGGACUGUGCACCUGGCAGCCUAGGUGGCUCUGAAGGCACUACCUGAGCUUAGAUCACAAAUGCCGGAUAUGAUUUCAAAUGUUGUUGCUUUAUGUAUAGAAGAGGCAAUGACCCGAAUGACUGGUCUGAGGGGACAGUAUGCCUGCAGAACUCAGGUACAAGUGGACACGGUACCUUAUGUCUUGUGUGUUGUGUGUGUUGAUGUGGACCUUGGUGUCUCAGAUGUGUGGGGUGGUGUAUCUUGAAGGCAGUGAAUUGCCCUGUCUCAAGUACAUGUUUGAGAGGCUGGUAUGUGGCAGUAAGACUGGGUGUUUUAUGGCAACAUACUGGAACAUCGCAGAUGUGAGAAGACACUUAUCUGGGUGUCUCAGGCAUCUUUUGCAGCAUAUCUGGAGGUCUCAUUGGGUGUGUGUGUGUGUGUUUCAGUGUAUCUGGGUGUGGGAGGCAGUGUGCCUUCAUGUGUGUGCACACACGUGUAUGUGUACCUGCAUGUCUGAGGUGUGAUGUGGUGAGUAUAUCUGGGCAUCUCUGGUGUGGAUAUGGUAGGUCAAAAUGUCUCAUGUGUAUAUAGGUAUCUCAGGUGUAUAUGAGUGAGUGUGCAGUGUCUGUAGUGCAGACCGCAGGUGUGAAAGGACAGUGUCUCUGGGUGUCCUUGUCCUAGGGGUACAGGGGCACUGUGCCAUAGUAUCUCAAGAGUGAGCAGGGCAACAUACCUGUAGUCCGCAGUGCUCAAAUCUCAGGUGUGAGGAGGGCAGGUUUCUCAGUGGUGAGGCGGGUAGAGGACCUCAGUCUCAGGUAUGAAGAGUCUUCUUCCUGGGGUUUGUGUGUGUGAGUGGCAGGAUACCUGGCUGACUCUGAUGUGUCCCUCCUUCUUUACCUGAGUGUUUCUGAUGGGUUGAGGGUGGAGCUGGUGACCAUGACUCUGGUGUCUGAAUGUCUCAGGUGCCAUCCCUGGGAGAGUGUGCCAUCCCUAGGAGUUCCUUUCCCAGAUAUGCUCCCAGAGGCGGGCUCCCUGUGGCUGCUGAGGCUACUCCGGGACAUCCAGCUGGCCCAGUUUUACCGACCCAUCCUUGAGGAGCUGAAUGUUACUCGGCCGGAGCAUUUCGACUUUGUAAGACCUGAGGACCUGGACAGCAUUGGCAUGGGCCGGCCUGCCCAGCGCAGACUGGCUGAAGCUCUGAAGAGGCACUGUUCCAGGCACAAGCCUAAGAACUGGGUCUACAAGAUCCUUGGGGGGUUUGCCCCUGAGCAGAAGGAGACCACACCACCCUCAGACAGCCUUCCAUCCCUCCGUGAGCCAGAGGGGGGACUCAAGUGUCUGAUUCCAGAUGGUGCUGUGUGCAGAGGGGAGCUGCUGGGCUCUGGCUGCUUUGGUGUGGUGCACCGAGGGGUGUGGACACUGCCCAGCGGCCAGAGUGUCCCAGUGGCUGUCAAGUCCCUCCGGGUGGCUCCUGAAGGCCCCGUGGGCACAGAGCUGGGGGACUUCCUGCGAGAGGUGUCCAUCAUGAUGAACUUGGAGCACCCACACUUGCUUCGUCUGCACGGACUUGUACUGGGCCAGCCUCUGCAGAUGGUGAUGGAGCUGGCGCCGCUGGGCUCCCUGCACGCGCGCCUGACAGCUCCGGCCCCAACACCCCCGCUGCCCGUGGCCUUGCUCUGCCUCUUCCUGAAGCAGUUGGCGGGGGCCAUGGCGUACCUCGGGGCCCGCGGGCUAGUGCACCGGGACCUCGCUACGCGCAACCUAUUGCUGGUGUCACCGCGCAUGAUCAAGGUCGCCGACUUCGGGCUGGUGCGGCCACUGGGCGGUGCCCGGGGCCGCUAUGUCAUGGGCGGGCCCCGCCCCAUCCCCUAUGCCUGGUGUGCUCCAGAAAGCCUGCGCCAGGGGACCUUCUCUUCUGCCUCAGACGUGUGGAUGUUUGGGGUGACGCUGUGGGAGAUGUUCUCUAGGGGCGAGGAGCCCUGGGCGGGCGUCCCGCCAUACCUCAUCCUGCAGCGGCUAGAGAAGGACCAGGCCCGGCUGCCUAGGCCUCCUCUCUGCUCCAGGGCCCUCUACACCCUCGCCUUGCGCUGCUGGGCUCCCCACCCUGCUGACCGCCCUAGCUUCUCCUACCUGGAAGGGCUGCUCCAAGAGGCCUGGCCUCCUGAGGGGCGUUGUGUGAGGGAAGUCACAGAGCCAGGUGCUUUGAAAAUGGAGCCUGGUGAUCUCAUCACUAUCAUCGAGAGCAGCUCCACAACCUGGAAGGGCCAGAAUGGUCGCACAUUCAAAGUGGGCACCUUCCCAGCCUCCGCAGUGACACUGGAAGAUUUGAGGGCCUCGCCAACCACCCGUCCAACCCACAGAGGCUCCCCUGCCCAGGGAGAACAACGCCGGGGAAGCAUAGAUGGGGACAGAGCAAAGGCAAAGCUUCGGGAGCUGCCUCCAGCACGGGGUCAGAGAAGGAACGCUGUCCCCCUGCAGAGGAUAAAAGGCAUUUCCAAGAGUCUGGAAUCCAUUCUAUCCCUGGGCCCCCACCCCACAGGCGGUGGUUCAAGCCCCCCGGAACUUCGACAUGCCAGAGCUGUGCGCCAGGGACCUCCAGGCCAGCGACCCUGCCCUCCCUUUGCCUCCAGCUCUUCUCAGCCCAGCCAGUCACCCAGAGAGUGGCCUCCUGGGCCCAAAAGAGAACCCCAGCAAAAUCACCCCAUGGGAACGCCUGGAGCCAGCAAAGCCACCAUCCCCUCUGGAGGCCUCUUGUCUGACUCUGAGUUUCAGAGGAGGGUUAUGGAGGUGGAGCUAAGAGUGCAUGGAGUCACCCACCAGGAGUGCCAGGUGGCACUAAGAGCCACUGGGGGAGAUGUGGUUUCUGCCAUACGGAACCUCAAGGUAAAGCCAGAGCCUUCUCUUGGGUUCCUACCUCUCCAGCCCCUGCUCUGUGGGAAUCAGCUGCCCUCCCUUCUGCUUCCACAGGUGGACCAGCUCUUCUACUUGAGUAGCCGGUCCAGAACUGACUGCCGGCGCAUCUUGGAACAUUACCAGUGGGACCUCUCAGCAGCCAGUCGCUAUGUCCUGGCCCGGCCCUAAGCUCUGCUCCUUUGGGCGUAGACACCAGCAUGCACCAAGGGCCUGACCAUGCGGGACCAAGCAGAACCAGAGCAAGGUCCUGACAGGCAGACUUUCCCACCUGAGGAGAGCCUGCUAUU